Messenger RNA from Sitodiplosis mosellana (orange wheat blossom midge), 1619 nucleotides. Its product is annotated as gustatory receptor for sugar taste 43a-like. Lineage: Eukaryota; Metazoa; Arthropoda; Insecta; Diptera; Cecidomyiidae. Gene Ontology annotation, cellular component: membrane; axon; dendrite. The coding region runs from base 108 to 1535 and encodes 475 amino acids. Gene Ontology annotation, biological process: sensory perception of taste. The transcript is spliced from 12 exons. The record is from RefSeq and is a predicted model, not a curated record.
GUAUCGUAGUUCGUGUAUUUCCUGUGUUGGAUAUUUUUUCAAAAGUGUUUUGUUCUAAAUGUGUUUUCGAAGCUAUUGACUAAAUUCUUAUUUGUUGUGAUUCAAUCAUGGAGAUUCAAGAUAGUUCAUUGCCUGGAUUUUAUUUAAGUCGAGUACUUGGAAUGGCACCAUACCUUAUAAAAAAGAACGACAAAAAUCGUGUGAAUGACAUUCGACGAUCGACAUGGCUAUGUCUGUAUAGCAUUUGUUUUAUGACCGCCACAGUUAGUAUGACCGUUCGGUUUAUAUUCGUUGAUGCCGAUUCAAAAACACCAAUUCGGAUGAGAACAGCUACAUCAAAAUUCGUGACUGUGUUUGAUGUAUGUGUUGUAGUUGGUGCGUGUGUUUGCGGUGCAAUAACCGGACUAAUUGGACGGAAAUGGAUUUCGAGAAUCAACGACAAUCUCAGAAAAGCUGAUGACGAACUGACCCUAUUUAAUGAUCAAUGGAAAGACAAAAAACGGAAUCUAAUAAUGGUGGUGCUUGUUUUCUUGUCUAUGACUGGUAUGAUUGUUUUGGAUAUCAUAUCGAAGUGGCGAAGUGCAAAAAAUUUGCAAAUAAAAAUGACCAAAGGAGGCCAAGCCACUAGUGACAUUCGCAUCGAAACUUACUUCCCAUUUUAUGUGCUAUAUUACAUUUUGAUGGCUUUACAUACGCAAUUGGCUCAAACGGCACUUGGCAUCCAACGGCGAUAUCAUCGACUGAAUCUAGCGAUUCGCAACAUAUUUUCAUUGAAAAAAUUACUGGAAUCGGCGUCUCAUGCGAAAGCAAACAAAGUGGAUGUUCAAAACACCACCGAACCAGCACCUACAAUGGAAACAAACGAAAAUAUUCUACCUGGAUCAAAUAUUAAUGUGCCCGUCAAGCCAAUCGCAAAAAUAACAACCCUAUCGCGUGCACCGUCAGAUGAAAAUCACAUAGCGCCAAUAUUCGGUACGGGCAAAUACUCAGCGUCUCUAUCAACAACGACAUAUGGUAAACUAACCGGAGCGGUAGCAUUGACACGAGCUAGCUUCUUUUUAGAUCGACUUUCAUACACACACGCCAUUCUAGGUGAAACGGUGACAAUAAUAUCGAGGGUGUUUGGACUCACAUUACUUGUAAUGUUGGCUUCAUGUCUGCUGCACCUUGUCGCUACCAGCUAUUUCUUAUUCUUUGAACUGCUAAAUGAACCGGAUAUGUUUGUUGCAAGCUUGCAACUGCUAUGGUGCUGUUUCCAUCUAUCGCGACUACUUCUCAUUGUGGAACCGUGUCAUAUGGCAACAACUGAGGCUAGAAAAACAAUCAUCAUUGUUUGUGAAGUGCUAAGAAACUGUAAGGACAGUUCCGUUGAACCAAUACUUCAGCGUUUCUGGCGUCAAUUGCUGGCCGAUCGAACUUUCUAUUUCACCGCAUGCGGCAUGUGCACAAUCGAUAGACAAAUCUUGACGUCCAUCAGCGGUGCCAUCGCCACCUACCUAGUUAUUUUGAUUCAGUUCCAAAAGAGUGACGGAUGAACAAAGAAAUCAAUCAAUUGCACUUGCUUUCCCAUUUUAUUCAAUUUGUGCUUUAACUUUCUUGAACAAUAAAGUGUCAGAUUU